AUGGCAGCUGUUCGGGCGGCAGCCAUGGCGCAGCGUCCGGAGGGUUCGGCAGAGGAGGGGGAGGAGCAUCGGCUGCGGGCGGCGCUGCGCCACCUGCAGGCGGAGGCUGGAGUGCUCGAGCGCCUGGUCUACAAGCAUCGGAACCAGCACCAUGCCGCCUACUUCCAGUACCUCCUCAAGGUACGCCUACCACUACUACCUGCUCCCCGGGCUGACAUGGCUAGGACCAUGAACGCGGUGUUCCCAGUCAUUACCUGUCGUAAGCCAGCCAACACUAUUCUUGUUCCGAACAGGCAGGGUAAGAGGAAGCCUGGUGCAAACCAUAGCCACUAUAAGAGGCUUUUGGGGAUUGCCCGUUUGCUGUCCAGGUGUAUGGCUGAACCUGUUAUGAAGGGAGCAGUUCAGAUCAGCUUUUUACUUGCUAGAUCUUUUUUCGUAGAACUUUGCACUGCAGUGCUUGCUUUGCUUGCACGAGUGAGGGUCCUGACUCAACAGAUGUUACUUGAUGUUGUAUCAGUAUACAACAAGGUUACUGAUCUCACGGAUAAAAAGCAGGCUGUUAAGAUCAGUAUUGAUAAAGUGCAGGCUUUCAGAGAGUACUACCCCUCGAGCAACGAUCCAAGUACUAUACUGGAGUGUGUAUGGGUGAAAGACAAAUUUGUUUUGCAUGAAAAGACAAAAGCUAGCAGUCAGAAAACCCAAGACGAGGAUCUGAAGUCAUGCACUCUGGAUUCAUCAAUCCAGUAUGAGACCCUUGGACUUGUUAGCGAAGAGAUGGAAAGCCUUGAUGGAGCAAACACCCCAGCCAAGCAACAACAUGACGCUUCUCUGGCUGACCAACCAGAUAAAGCCACCCAUUGCGGCGAUGCUGGAGAUUCUCACAGCGGGAGGCAACUACCAGAUGAUCAAAACACUCCGGGUUCUCUUCUUGGCACGCCCGCUGCUGCGCCGACUCCACACAGAGAUGUCAAGCCUGAUACGAGGAAGAGAGUGGCAUUCAUCGCGGUGGGGACACCGCCUGAAACAUCAUCAUCCGUAGUUGCCAAGAAGCAAAGGGUGGACACGAUUCCACAGAGACCGCUGCAGAUCCUGCUUUGUAACUCUGAAAGAAUAACCGGGUCGGCCUGA
Messenger RNA from Triticum dicoccoides, 1128 nucleotides. RefSeq lists its product as uncharacterized. The record is from RefSeq and is a predicted model, not a curated record. The transcript has 9 exons. NCBI's taxonomy places the organism in Eukaryota, Viridiplantae, Streptophyta, Magnoliopsida, Poales, Poaceae. Bases 1 to 1128 code for a protein of 375 amino acids.